UACACAUUUUUAUUUUUCAAGAUAAUGUUUGAAUCUCUAUUGAAAGUAAUAUACUGGGUUCUUCAUGCUACAAGGUUUUCAAAAGAUUUUACUUCUGGGAUAGAUAUGUAAAGUUCUAUCAUGGUUAGCUUUUAAAAUUACUUUCAUACUAGUUUUAUUGUAUCUCGUUACUUAUCGAAUUUAAAUAUCUCAAAUCAUUUAUUAUUGCUGUAAGUUUUGCCGAUUCCGAUAUAGGGCUAGUAUUUUUUUAAUAUAAGCUUCCUCUAAUGUUUUAAGAAUUUUGAAAACAAGAUUGAAAAACAUGGGUCUCAAAACUGCCGCCCCAGAUCCCCAAGCACACCAGAUAAUAUAGAUCACACAGUAAUCCUGCAACAUGUAGUCCAGAGUUAGCAAUAGUUUUGAUUAGAAGAAAAGUAUAUGCCAGUGUCUGGAAAUAGUCGACAAUCGACAAUUCGAAAAUUUAUUGCAAAUAUAUGUUUUUCUUUAUUUUGUUUAAUCUUCAGUUAGUUGCAGUAAGUUCGUCAAAAUGUUUUUAUAUUUUAUACAUUAUAAUUGUUAUUAUCAAUGUUAUUGUUUACAGUAUCUACCUAGUUGCACUCGUUUUUUUGUAACUCUUUGCAAUAGAAUUUGCACCAGUGCCAUAUCGUGAACAAAGUGUCAGAAAGCGAAGAAUAAAAUAUACUUACAACAUAAUUCACUUACUAUUCAAUAAAAACACAAAACCAGACCAAGUUGACUACCUGAAUAAAUUAUCUGUCACUUAUAAAUAUCAUAGGUAUGACUAGAUGCAAUCAAAAAUUAUCUAGAUAACACCACCAAGCAUAAUUUCGCAUAUGCUAUGAAAAUAAACCAACAAAAACCAAAAUAACAACAUCAAAACGCUAAAGAAACUAUAGAAAUAACGCAUCAAACGUGAUUGGAGUGGGCUCGAUGACGACACCUACAGUAGACGCUCACUUUAAACUGGCUAUUGAUUUAUUUAUUUAUUAUUUGAAAUUAUUAUAAAGUUUAUAAAUGAUGAAUUUUAAUAUCAAAUCUUUUCCAGAUAUCCCUGAAAAUGACAAUGAAUAAAAACAAAUGCACCCUAUAUUCAGAUCGUGCAGGAAAGUUUUUCCACAGAUGUAAAGCCAAAGAAUAAGAAGGAAGAAAGGGCGGCUAAGCCAAAGUAUCAGUUUUAUCUGUGUGGACGUUAACGUAUUUUAAAUAUUUUUCAAAAUUUAGUGGCCAGUUAUUCUUUUAGAAAUCGAAUUGGUACUUUAGAUGUGUUACUAACAAAAAAAGCAAUGCAAACCGCAAAGCAAAGGGAGCUUGCUAAGGAAUUACGUGUAAGACUGUGCGAGGUAAAUACUUCCAAAACCUUUUCACAAAGGGACAACAAUGACAAAAAGGUCCCAAGUGAACUAGUGAUUAAUGUAAAUCCAUUGACUCCGAAACAAUUAAACCAACAUGGAAUAAAGGUUGACUCCAAUAACAUCCCACUCACACCAGUGGCUAACAUUGAAUUCAGCUUAGAGUUAAAAAAAGUGAUAAACGAAAGGAAUAUACUAACGUCAAAAACGAGAAAGAGAGUUUUUGAAGCUUUGGAUGAAAUAAAAACCAAAACAGAAGAGGAAACAAGAAAUUUGAAAAGGGAGCGUGCAUUGCUGGAGAUAGUGAAUAGCGAAAUUAAGUAUAUUCAUCAGUUAGAGUUGAUAAUAAAUUAUUUUAUGAAACCUGCAUUGGAACGAAAACUUUUAAGAUCUGAUGAUUUUGAAAUAUUAUUUGGCAGCAUAAAGACUAUUUACAAAAUAAACAAAGAAUUGUUAGAGGAACUAGAUAAAGGUUUUGAUAAUGUACCAACUGCCUUUUCGAGAAUAGCUCCAUUUCUGAAAUUGUAUUCAAUGUACGCCCAUGGGUUUAAGGAUAAACUAAGAAUUUUGCAGAAUUCAAGAUCUGUCAAUCCCAUGUUUGCAAAGUUUGUUGAAAACCAAGAAUCUCGACCAGAAGUACAAAACAAGUUAUCAGCAUUACUUAUUACACCGAUCCAAAGGGUACCACGAUAUAAGUUAUUGCUUACAAAUCUAUAUGAUCUCAGCACCCCGAACAAUGCAAAUUAUGAAAUUCUUGGGGAAUGUUUAUCGAAAGUGGAAGAAUCCGCAGCCCAUAUUAAUAAAAUUGUGCAGGAUCAGGAAAAUAGUCAAAGACUACUUGAACUUCAGAGAUGUCUUCGUAGUGGAGAGCCAAAUAUAAUUACACCAGGCCGUCGAUUAAAGAAAGAAGGGAUACUAACAAAAAUGUGCAUGAAGGAUGCUCAUAAUGAAAAACUGUAUGUCGUUCUAAUGAAUGACAUUAUUUUGUUUAACAAAAUGAGAAAAAAUGAACUCAAAGUAAAUUCUCUUAAAUGUUCAUGCAUUUUUCCAUUGAACAAAUGCAAAGUGAUUGAAGUACUUGACAAAGGUUGUCUAAAAGUGGUGUGUCAAAAUGAAGAAUUGAUUCUUUAUCAUGAUGAACUUCAGGAAAUGAUUGCCUGGAUACAAGCUAUCAAUCAAGCUAUACUAAGUUAUCUUGAAGAUAGAAAAAGUUUAAGGAAAGAAAGCUCAUCCAGAAGGGCAGUAAAACGAAAGGAUAUUAAUGAGUACCAUGAAGUAGGUCUGAGUCCUGGGCGGCCCUUAAAGAAACGAAAAAUGAUUAUGGAACAGGAAGUUUCUCCAAUCGAUAAGCCGCCCUCCCAUAUUAAAAUCUCUGCGAGGAGGCCCAUCCAUAUGGCCUGCAAUUCAACACCCAUCCGUUUAGAGAGUAAUCCAGAAACUCGAAAUAUUCACAGAUUUUCCCCUAUGGAAACCUUUGGAGGUAGUAGCAAACUUGCAUUUGAAAAGUGUGAAGAAGAAUCUGAAGAAUCUAAAGGCGUUUUCCAGUUUGGAAAGAAAAAUGAAGAGGAAAACACUACUAGAGUGGGCAACUUCUUUAAAGGAGUUGGUUACACUAUUAGGGGUCUAUUUGGAUUUAAAAAUAAUAAAAGUUAA
Messenger RNA from Cylas formicarius (sweet potato weevil), 3002 nucleotides. RefSeq names its product rho guanine nucleotide exchange factor 39 (gene RhoGEF4). The record is from RefSeq and is a predicted model, not a curated record. Gene Ontology annotation, biological process: intracellular signal transduction. Gene Ontology annotation, cellular component: cytoplasm. The coding region runs from base 1284 to 3002 and encodes 572 amino acids. The transcript is spliced from 5 exons. NCBI's taxonomy places the organism in Eukaryota, Metazoa, Arthropoda, Insecta, Coleoptera, Brentidae. Gene Ontology annotation, molecular function: guanyl-nucleotide exchange factor activity.